This is a messenger RNA of Aegilops tauschii subsp. strangulata, 501 nucleotides long. Lineage: Eukaryota; Viridiplantae; Streptophyta; Magnoliopsida; Poales; Poaceae. The record is from RefSeq and is a predicted model, not a curated record.
AUGCCGCCAGCGGCCUUCUCGCCUAGCGCCGCCGCCUACCAUGCCUUCGUCUCUAGAUCCCCAACCAACCCGAAGACUAGUGCCUCCAUCGGCCGGGCCGCUGCAGAUCCCCCAACAACAACCCAUGGGAUCCGGCGCCACGUUGACUGGUUGUCGGCCAGCCCAUGCGACCCCUCUCCGCAACCUACGCCGUCCUCCCCGCCACACCACCCCGUAGGUCCCCCCUCCACCCCACUUCAUCUCUCCCCAGCCCCGUGCGCCACAUCAGGACACGCGCCUCCUACCGGCUGCCGCUUGGAUCAAGGUGACCCGCGGGUGGUCAAGAUGCGGCCAGAUCCCUGCGUGACCUGCCGGCCAACUACCCCUGCCGCCUUGGCCCAGCCCCUCGGGACUACACCUGCAUGGGCAUCUCCUGUGCAGCGGACGACGCUUCCCUCCGGCGAACUAGCCCCGACGCUGGGCGCCGGCCAGCCUGCAUCACCGUCGCCGGGGCAACGCUGA